AUGUUUACCCGGGUUUCUUCUCCAGGGCAUGGGGGUUUCCGCGCUAAGUUGCAUAGUUUUGGAAAAGACAUAGAUCCCCUAUGCCCCACCUGCGGAGUACCGGAGACUGCUGAGCAUGUCAUAGUCAACUGCACCGUCUUUGAUGGACUACGGGCCGGAAUGAUGGAAAAAAUUGGAGUCUAUGACCUCACUGAGGAUGAAUUUCCCCAGUUAGUGACGGAGCAUGAACCUGAAGAAUACCAGCAAUGAUGAAACUGCUCAGCCUAUAUUCUAAUUUCUCUAAACUGUUCCUGCCUCAAGUUCAGCCAGUUCGUUUCCGUUAUUAUGCAGAAAAAAUUGCCAAUGGACCAUUAGUAUCAAGAUAUGGUUAUAAAGAUAAUCUUUUACAACGUGGGCUCCUUCCUCAUGUAGAUGGAAAAAAAUUACCGAUGCCUGUGUACAGACCCAAAAAUGCAUGGAGUGAAAAAAGGGCAUUAUUUGGUCAAAAUGAUUAUAUUGAUAUUUUAGGCGAUGAAAAACUUCAUCCUUCAAAGAUUUUAUAUCAUGUGCCCAGUUGGCUCAAAGGAGUUAAGGGUAACGAGUAUCAAGUUUUGCUUCGUAAAAGGAAAAUGCUCUCAAAUGGUAUUUUUCCGAUUGCAAGGCCUACCAAGUGGUCUGAGUUACAUAAAAGGAUACGUUUCUUGUAUAAAUUUUUAAAUAGAAAAACAAAAACUCAAUAUAGUAAGCAAUAAUAUUAUUUUGUUACUUUAUUUAAUAAAUAAAAA
Molecule: messenger RNA, 764 nt
Organism: Nezara viridula (southern green stink bug)
Lineage: Eukaryota; Metazoa; Arthropoda; Insecta; Hemiptera; Pentatomidae
Source: the annotation of a GenBank genome assembly